CUACUGGACAGUAGAACAUCUGUUACUGAUGUGAAAUUUGCUCCCAAACAUAUGGGUCUGAUGUUAGCAACCUGUUCAGCAGAUGGCAUAGUAAGAAUAUAUGAGGCCCCAGAUGUUAUGAAUCUCAGCCAGUGGUCUCUACAGCACGAGAUCUCAUGUAAGCUGAGCUGCAGCUGUAUUUCUUGGAACCCUUCUGUCUCUCGUGCUCACUCCCCAAUGAUCGCUGUGGGAAGUAAUGACAACAGUCCAAAGGCAAUGGCAAAGGUUCAAAUUUUUGAGUACAAUGAAAACACCAAGAAAUACUCAAAAGCAGAAAUUCUUAUGACAGUAACAGAUCCUGUUCAUGAUAUUGCUUUUGCUCCAAAUUUGGGGAGAUCUUUCCACAUCCUGGCAAUAGCCACCAAAGAUGUAAGAAUUUUCACAUUAAAACCUGUGAGUAAAGAACUUACUUCUUCUGGUGGUCACAGAAAAUUUGAAAUCCAUAUCUUGGCUCAGUUUGAUGAUCACAACUCUCAGGUCUGGAGGGUGAGUUGGAACAUAACAGGAACAGUGCUAGCAUCCUCAGGAGAUGACGGCUGCGUGAGGUUGUGGAAAGCUAUUUACAUGGACAAUUGGAAGUGUACUGGUAUUUUGAAACAUCACUGGAGCCCAGUAAAUGUGGGUUCUUAGCUGGGAAAUUGAAAUCCUUCACUAAGCUCAAAUACUCCAAGUCUUCAAAACUCAUUACUUGUACCUUCUUCUGGCAGAAAGCACAGCUGA
Messenger RNA from Cricetulus griseus (Chinese hamster), 759 nucleotides. NCBI's taxonomy places the organism in Eukaryota, Metazoa, Chordata, Mammalia, Rodentia, Cricetidae. The record is from RefSeq and is a predicted model, not a curated record.